UCGUUAUCGUUCUCGUUCUCUAAAGUAAAUCGAGCGUGAGGUUUUGUUGCGCGUGUGAACCUUUAGCUGAACAAACGGAUAGACGAGCUGUUAGUUUUAUUUACUAAAUUACAAAAUGCCGAUGUAUGUUGUCCAGUGAUAUUAAAUGUGCGUUAAAAAUGUCGAAUCCUGGAGGUAGCAGGCGAAACGGGGCAACAAAAAUACGUUUGACCAUUUUAUGUGCCCGCAACUUGGCCAGAAAAGAUUUAUUCCGCCUUCCUGAUCCAUUUGCCAAGGUCACUGUUGAUGGCUCUGGUCAAUGUCACAGCACGGACACCUGCAAAGCUACUCUAGACCCUAAAUGGAAUCAGCAUUAUGAUUUAUACAUCGGGAAGAAUGACGGAAUCACCAUUUCCGUUUGGAAUCAUCGUAAGAUUCAUAAAAAACAGGGCGGAGGAUUUUUGGGAUGCGUUAGAAUUUUAUCAAAUACCAUUCAGAGGCUCAAGGAUACUGGCUAUCAGCGGUUGGAUCUCUGCAGAGCACACACUGAUGACACAGACGUAAUUAAAGGUCAGAUAGUGGUAUCUUUAUUGUCUCGAGACGGACAUAAUGGAGCUGUGAGUAAUACUGUGGGCCACAACGCAGUCGUUGAUGUCCUCGGUGAUUUGAGUUGUCCAAAUGAUUUGCCUGACGGAUGGGAAGAGAGGAGAACAGAGAGCGGGAGGCUUUACUAUGUUAAUCACUACACAAGAACUACUCAAUGGAUCCGUCCUAACUCGAGACCUAAUGCAAUAAUACCGACGACACCGGAACCUCCGGCGCUGCCAAAUUCCGAACCGACGUCACCCAGCAGCAGCGGGUCGCCCUCUAAUGUCCAAUCCGACAGUCCUCCGCACAACAGGACCCAGGAGUCUUGGAACGAUGGCACUCCCAGCAGAACCCCGAGUCGCGACAGCUCGACGCAAAACACUCCGCGGAAUACUCCGACUCAGAAUCAGAGUCAGAAUCAGAAUCAGAGCCAGAGCCAGACUCAGAAUCAAAACCAGCAGCAGAACGCACGGAAUGCGACUCCACCUUCCGCUGGACGGGACAGAAGAGCCUCCAGGAACAGCGACGAACAAAAUGCUAAUGCCAAUUUGAAUAGUAGACCUGAUAGAAGUCAGAACCAGGGUCAACCCAGACGGCCGAGUCGCCCGAAUAGAAAUCGCAAUGGCGUUCUGCCGAAUGGUGAAAGAAGAAAUGAUAAUCAACCUCCAGAUCUUCCUCGUGGUUAUGAAAUGAGACAAACGCAGCAGGGACAAGUUUAUUUCUACCAUGUGCCAAGUGGCGCGUCAACGUGGCACGAUCCGCGGAUUCCACGGGAUUUGCCGGCUAACGAGCUGGCAACAGAACUGGGUCCAUUACCAAGCGGAUGGGAAAUGCGGCAAACUCCCAGUGGUCGUGUUUACUUUGUCGAUCACAAUAACAGGACGACGCAGUUCACAGACCCGAGAUUGUCUACUCAGAUCAUCAACAGCCUGCUGAAGAAGCACAACAGCAAUGGGGGAACGGUGACAAACAAUCCGCCGGGAAAUACCAGCAAUGCCGUAGUCCCGCCUAGAAUAAAUGACGUCGGCACAGAGUCAACUACGGGCACCACCACCACAGCGACCACCACCACAACCAACACGACACCCUCGACAGUUAACGUCACGGCGAACACAAAUCACCCGAGCAAUCGUACAAUAUCUAAUUCAACAAACAAUAAUUCAUUUACUGUUGAAAGCACGACGCAAAAUAUCAUCCCGCAGACUAUUUCGGAUCUGCCGAAAGAACUGAUGGAGAGUGAAUUAUUGCCCAAGUAUAAACGUGACCUUGUUGCUAAAUUAAAAUGUCUUAGGGCUGAAUUGAAUGCUCUACAACCUCAGAGUGGCCAUUGCCGCCUUGAAGUUUCGAGAAAUGAAAUAUUUGAAGAGUCGUACAGGAUAAUUAUGAAGAUGAGGCCUAAGGAUAUGCGGAAAAGAUUGAUGGUUAAAUUCCGUGGCGAGGAAGGUCUUGAUUACGGCGGAGUCGCACGUGAAUGGCUUUACUUGCUGUCACAUGAAAUGCUAAAUCCCCAGUACGGUCUGUUCCAGUACUCCCGAGACGACAAUUACACACUUCAAAUAAACCCCGACUCGGGCAUAAACCCGGAGCAUCUCUCGUACUUCCACUUCGCCGGGAGGAUAAUAGGCAUCGCGGUCUUUCACGGGCACCAUAUAGACGGCGGGUUCACGAUGCCCUUCUACAAGAUGCUGCUGAACAAAGGAAUCACUCUGAGUGACAUCGAAGGCGUGGACCCUGAGCUGCAUCGUAGUCUCACGUGGAUGCUGGAGAACAGCAUCGACGGAGUCCUGGACGCGAGCUUCUCUGUCGAGCACAGCAGCUUUGGUGUGUUGAGGAACCACGAGUUGAAACCUGGGGGAAAGGAUAUUUCGGUCACUGAGGAAAACAAACGCGAGUAUGUCAGGCUGUACGUCAACUACCGAUUUAUGCGGGGAAUUGAGCAGCAGUUCUUGGCUUUACAAAAAGGAUUUCAUGAGCUGAUUCCACCCCAGCUGCUGAGACCUUUUGACGAACGUGAGCUGGAACUGGUGAUAGGAGGACUCGGUAGUAUUGAUAUAAAUGAUUGGAAAAUGCACACGAGACUGAAACACUGCACGCCAGAUACACCAGUCGUCAAAUGGUUCUGGCAAAUUGUCGAGUCCUACGGCGAAGAAAUGCGCGCGAGGUUACUGCAAUUUGUCACUGGAAGUUCUCGGGUUCCUUUACAAGGAUUCAAAGCUUUACAAGGAUCAACAGGUGCAGCUGGACCACGUCUAUUUACGAUUCACGCAGUUGACGCCCCUAGUGAAAAUUUACCAAAAGCUCACACGUGCUUCAAUAGAAUAGACAUACCACAGAGUUAUCCAUGCUACCAAAAAAUGCUCGACAAACUUACGCAAGCGGUUGAAGAAACAUGCGGGUUUGCUGUUGAAUAAAAUUGGUUAAUUUAAAGGCUGAUGUAUCUGGAGGAAAAAUUAAAAAAAAACUACAACACUCAAGCUGUUAAAUGUUCGAUACUAAAUACAUAAACCUGUAUUUUCAUGGUGAUAUACGUAUAUAUUUAAUAUAAAUAUUUCUAUAUAUAUCGGCCUAGUUUUAAAUUGAUAAUUAGUGACAGGAGUGAUGUCGGUAACUCUGCUCAGCGGCGACUGUCAAUUAAAAUCAUAUCAUUCAGAGUUUUAAUAAAAUAAUUAGAAAAAGUAUCCGGCCAGUUUCGUCGCGAAACAUUUUUUAGGGUUUGACCUGAAAAAGACUAAAUUACGUAGGUAAUAAUUUUAAAAAAUGAAUAAUAAUGAGAAAAAUGCAUAUCAAUGUAAGUGUAAACUAUUUAAAUUUUAUUUAUUGCCAAGAAUAAUAAACCUGAGGUUUUAAUUAGGGAUUAAAAUUAUAAUAAAUUAUCAAUUGUUAUUUAAAGCCCUUGAGUGAUUAAAUUUAUUGAAUGAUAUGAAAACAUAUUUGUAUAUUUGAGAGAGAAUUAAGGAUUAAAGAUAAAAAUAAUUGAGUCGGCGGUCGGCGGGAGAUCAUUUUUUAAAUUUUCUACAGCCGACUUUGCUGAGUUGAUGAAUUUUUGACCCUUGUCCGUUUUUUUAAACGCGUGCAAUACGAGGGUAUAUUUAGAAAGAUGUAAAUAGUUUAUUAAAACAAGGAACUGUUGUUGAGUACUCUAAUAUUUAGAUGAAUUAUAUGAAUAUAAAUAUAUAUAUAAAUGAAAAUAAUUAUUCUAGUUAUGGAAAAUUUUAUUGAAUUGAAAUUUUUUUCAAUUUUGACAUAAAAUGAUCAGUAAAAAAAAAAAAUAAGUAGAAAAGAAAGUAUAAAGUGUAGCCUUAACUUUAAAUAAAAAAAAAAAUAGAGUAAUAGUUGAUAAAUAAAUAAAUGAAAAUAAGGCUCGUAAGAAAUUGAAUUUUUAAUGUACCGGAAGUUUGGAACGUUUUCCGUGGAACGAAAAUGAGAAAAAAUUGAUGUAAUUCGACUGCUUAAGGUUUACGGUAACCGAUUUUCAAUUCAAUUUAAUUUACGGACAAACACUAGAAACCUAAAAUAGAGAGUCUUUAGCGUUUUUUUAAACCAUAACAGAGGGCUAGAAAUUUCGGAUUUUCAAAAAUUCUAAUUCGUCUCCGAGAAAAAUUGUUUUAAAAUUCUCGUUUACUCAACGAGUGCAACAAAGAUAGUCUCGUUUAUUUUUCUGAGUGUAAGAAAGAGGUCCGGUAGCGUAUCCCCUUAAGGGCAUUCUCAGACAGUACCCCCCACUUUUUAAAAAUAUUCAAUGACUUUCAACUGCCAUAACCGUAUUAAAAUUUUAUUAAUUAAUUAAAAAAAAAUUAAAACCUUAAUUGAAGAAAGAACAACGUAGUCGUAAUUUCGUUGAGAUAUAAAAUUUAAAAAAAAUUACUUACAGUUGAUAUCAAUUGGGAGUUAAACGAAAUUUGUUAAAUAAAUUUUAGCCACCAAAUUUAAAAAUUCGAAUUAUAAAAUUGACGACAAUUUUACUGAAAUUUAUUUAACGAAUUUCGUUUAACUACUAAUUGAUGUCAAGUGUAAAUAAUUUUUUGUUAUAUCGGCGAUCUAUAUAUCGGCGAAAUUACGACUACGUUGUCCUUUUUUCAAGUAAUGCUUUAAUUUUUUUUAAUUAAUUGAUAAAAAUUUGAUACGCUUAUGACAGUUGAAACUCAUUGAAAAUUUUCAAAAAGUGGGGGGCACUGUCUGAGAAAGGCGUAAUUCCGUUCGAGGGUAGCCUAAGAUUUUUGGCUGACAUAUCAGCAUCUAUAUGCGAAAUAUUUUGGAAAUGUAGUCAUCCAGUAGAUUUUUUACUGUGCAUUUUUUUUUUUUCGCUAAGCAAAAAACGUUUCGAACUUCAGGUACAUAAUUUUUACAAAAUUCUCGAUCGAGUCCGCCUUAAA
Molecule: messenger RNA, 4940 nt
Organism: Microplitis mediator
Lineage: Eukaryota; Metazoa; Arthropoda; Insecta; Hymenoptera; Braconidae
Gene: Smurf
Product: E3 ubiquitin-protein ligase SMURF2
Exons: 9
Coding region: 126-2978 (950 amino acids)
Biological process (GO): ubiquitin-dependent protein catabolic process; negative regulation of BMP signaling pathway
Molecular function (GO): ubiquitin protein ligase activity; protein binding
Source: RefSeq, a predicted model, not a curated record